Molecule: messenger RNA, 1869 nt
Organism: Armigeres subalbatus
Lineage: Eukaryota; Metazoa; Arthropoda; Insecta; Diptera; Culicidae
Gene: Kdm4A
Product: probable lysine-specific demethylase 4A
Exons: 4
Coding region: 171-1466 (431 amino acids)
Biological process (GO): chromatin remodeling; regulation of gene expression
Cellular component (GO): nucleus; chromatin
Molecular function (GO): histone H3K9 demethylase activity
Source: RefSeq, a predicted model, not a curated record
AUGUUUCAAUUAAGCUGACCGUGUGGAGAGAAAAAUUGAGAAACCGAGAGAGAACUGUCAAUCAUAUCGUGUAGAAAAACCAAAACAAAAGUCCCACCCCAUCGCCCAUCCCAUGUGAAGAAAGUUAGUGCAGUAUACGUGCCAGGAAGAUAUUGUCGAAAAACAGUGCCAUGGCCAUUCCUCGAAUAAUGGUGUUCCGGCCGUCAUGGGAAGAGUUCCAAGACUUUUCCGGCUACAUCGAUUAUAUGGAGUCAAAGGGAGCCCACAAGGCUGGCCUCGUCAAGGUAAUCCCUCCUCCUGAAUGGGUGCCCCGCAAACAGGGCUAUGAUUUAAAAAACAUCGAUGUCACCAUUCGAACUCCGAUAUCGCAAAUGGUUUCUGGCAUGCAAGGGCUGUAUCAGCAGUUCAACAUCCAGAGACGAUCGAUGACCGUGCAGGAGUUCUACGAUAAAACCCGACAGGAACGGCAUGCGACUCCAAAGCAUUUUGACUACGAAGACUUGGAGAAGAAGUUUUGGAAAAAUGUAACCUAUGUAUCACCCAUUUACGGUGCGGAUGUACCCGGAAGCAUAACCGACUCUGACGUCAAAGUGUGGAACAUCAACAGUUUAGGGACGAUCUUGGAUUAUGUUAACUCCGACUACAACAUAUCAAUCGCAGGAGUCAACACUGCAUAUCUGUAUUUCGGAAUGUGGAAGACUACUUUCGCAUGGCACACGGAGGAUAUGGAUUUAUAUUCGAUCAAUUUUCUACACUUUGGCGCACCGAAGACGUGGUAUGCAAUUCCACCGGAACACGGGAAAAAGUUGGAACGGUUAGCGGAGCGAUUCUUCCCAGGAAAUUAUCAAGAAUGCAAAGCUUUUCUUCGCCAUAAAAUGACGCUUAUCAGUACCCAGGUACUAAAGCAGAACGGAAUUCCAUUCAACAAAAUAACGCAAGAACCCGGUGAAAUUAUGAUCACUUUUCCUUACGGCUAUCACGCUGGAUUCAAUCACGGCUUUAAUUGUGCCGAAUCUACCAAUUUUGCAACAGAACGAUGGAUAGAGUACGGGAAGAGAGCUUCUGUUUGCAACUGCCGACCGGAUAUGGUGAAAAUUUCAAUGGAUACCUUCGUACGAAGAUUUCAACCUGAUCAAUACGAAAAGUGGCUGCGUGGGGAAGACUACGGCUACCACCCGGAGGAUCCAAACACCUACUGUGCUGCCCCUAAGCCGAGAGUGCUACCCAAAAAAAUGCAAGAGCAUCUUCAAAUGCAUGUUCAAAAGCGAGGUUGUGCUCCUAUCAAAGUUGAUAAAAAAAAACCUAGCAAAAAGUUAGAAAAGCCGAAGAAAAAGCUACAAUCCCUUUGGAGCAAACUGGAAGGCAAGGAAAGCGGAAUGGCAACUAAUUUGCUACUGGAUGGCCCAGUGAAAAACACAAAUAGAAUUCGUUUUCAAACCAAAACUAUAAACCUGUUGGAAGAUUGAUGUUCACAGGGGCUGCCAACGUUUCCGUCAUAGGGGCGUUGUCGUUAUAUUGAUCGUGUGUCCCAAAUGGGAAUCCAAAAUAGAAGUGUGCAAUCCGUUUUAGUUCAAUUAGGUAGAAUAGAAUUACGGUUUUCCUCGUUAGGAAAUUGUGCGAUCACUUGCCAUAAGCUCAAUAUGGUGGAUCUCAAUUUAUUUUAUAUGAAUUUUAGAGUGAAAUCUAUGGUUAAAAUAACAUGAUAUUGUAAACUUUUGAGUGUCUUUACAAUUUGAAGUAAUGAUGAGAUAAUAUAAUUAUAAUAGAUUCCGUAAUUAUACAUACCUAUGUAAGAGAACAUAAAUGGUCCGAACAUCCUUAUUAAGACUACAAUUUAUUUGAGUAAUAAAAAGCUGUAAUUUGAUAAAA